GCGGUGUGCCCGCGGCGCUCUGGUCGCGGCAGAUUCGCCCCGGCCGCCGUCCCCGCCACAGCCUGAGGGGCGCUGGGGAGAACGGGAGGUUUUUGGAAGAGGCGCACAGAGGAGCCCCGGGCUGACCGCCGGCCCCGCCCGCAGGCUCACGCCAUGCUGCGGGCGCUUCCCCGUCUCUGAGGAAAAGCGAAGGGGCGGCAGGGGACGGCGGCGGCGCGAUCGCUAAGAUGCUGAUUUUUGUAUAAAUCACGGCACGCUGGCGCUUGCACGCUGCAGACAUAAUAGCAGCCAGGGCUGCCGCUCCGAGGAGCUGACUGCGCCUGUGGCUCUGAGCUCGGUCCCGUCCGCACCGGCGCUGCCCUCGCUGGGACGGCCGAGUCUGAGCGACGAGAGGCAAACAUGGCCCAAGCACCCACUGAUCCGAGUAGUGCUGAGACUGCUGACCCAGAGGAGAGCUCUCCAAAUAUGAUAGUCUACAGAAAGAUUGAAGACAUCAUUACAAGAAUGCAAGAUGACAAAACAGGUGGAGUUCCCAUCCGUACUGUCAAGAGCUUUCUGUCCAAAAUCCCCAGCGUGGUCACCGGUUCUGAUAUUGUGCAGUGGCUUAUGAAGAACCUCAGCAUUGAGGAUGCAGGGGAAGCAAUACACUUGGGAAGUCUUAUUGCUGCACAGGGUUAUGUCUUUCCAAUCUCAGACCAUGUCCUUACCCUGAAAGAUGAUGGGACGUUCUAUCGUUUUCAGGCACCAUACUUUUGGCCUUCAAACUGCUGGGAACCAGAAAAUACAGAUUAUGCCAUCUAUCUUUGCAAACGGACCAUGCAGAACAAAGCUAGGCUGGAGCUGGCGGAUUAUGAAGCCGAAAACUUAGCAAGGCUUCAGAGAGCAUUUGCAAGAAAGUGGGAAUUCAUCUUCAUGCAAGCAGAGGCCCAAGUGAAAAUCGACAGGAAAAAAGAUAAAACAGAAAGAAAGAUUUUGGACAGCCAGGAAAGAGCAUUCUGGGAUGUGCACAGGCCUGUGCCAGGCUGUGUGAACACCACAGAAAUGGAUAUUAGAAAGUGCCGCCGUAUGAAAAACCCACAAAAAGUGAAAAAGUCAGUGUAUGGGGUUACAGAGGAGUCUCAGCCCCAAAGCCCUGUACACCUGCCCUCCCAACCGGUGCGCAAAACGACAAAAGAGGAUUUCCGGAAGCAAAUAACUUUUCUGAACAUGCAGAUAGAGAGACAUUGUUUAAAGAUGUCCAAAGUAGCAGAAAGUUUAAUAGCCUACACAGAGCAGUAUGUGGAAUAUGACCCCUUUAUAACUCCUGCUGAGCCUUCCAAUCCCUGGAUAAGUGAUGAUGCAGCAUUGUGGGACAUUGAAAUGAGCAAAGAACCUAGUCAGCAGCGUGUGAAAAGAUGGGGUUUCUCCAUGGAUGAGGUGCUGAAGGACCCAGUAGGACGAGACCAGUUCCUUCGUUUCCUGGAAUCAGAAUUCAGCUCAGAAAACCUCAGGUUUUGGUUGGCUGUCCAAGAUCUCAAGAAACAACCUUUACAGGAUGUGACCACCAGAGUGGAAGAAAUCUGGCAGGAGUUUCUAGCUCCUGGGGCCCAAAGUGCUAUCAACUUGGAUUCCCACAGCUAUGAGAAAACAAGCCAAAAUGUCAAAGACCCAGGGAGAUACACAUACGAAGAUGCACAGGAGCACAUUUACAAGUUGAUGAAGAGUGACAGCUAUGCGCGCUUUCUGCGUUCGAAUGCUUACCAGGACUUACUGCUGGCGAAGAAGAAGCCAGAGAAUGAGCAAGGUCGUAGAACUUCUCUAGAAAAGUUCACUCGCAGCGUGGUAAGUUUCUUUUCUUUUCCCUCCUCCCUUUCCUCAGAACUUCAUUUUCAGCUGGGGGAAAUGUAGAUGCUUGACUUUUUAUUUCAUCCUUUAUUUUUGCAGCUAGCAUCUUUGCAGCUUCUUUCUUAAUACUGUAGCUCAUCUAAAUAGUAGUUCUAAAGAUGGGGCUGGGGGUGGGGGGAGAAAUGGCAUAAAACUCAUUCUAGCUUACCAUCAUUGCAAAAGCAAAUUGAUUUUUGUCUAGAAUUAAACACAAAGGUGCCUUUUUGCUGCAUUCCCACUCCAGUAUUUGUUGUGGCUUUUCUUGGCACAAUGAAGUAGAAGAGCAUGGUUCUCAUAGCUCCAUUGCAACAGUAUCCGUACGGUUCCGUAGUGCAUGGAUAAUGAUACGGUCGCAUACAUAUCCACCCACAGCCCUGCAGCCGCUUCCUCCGCUGCCCCCAUCUGUCAGUGCUCAUGUAAAUAGUGAUGUGCGAUAGCCUUUGCCCUGCUCAUGAUAGCAAUACCGGAAAAGGAUCACAGUCACAGCAAGAAACAUGACACUGUUAAACCUUUUAGACAAGUGGACAGUGGGACCUCGAGGGCAGCGGGCAGAUAUCCUCUCUAUUUGUCCUUCAUCAGUCUCCAAUCUCCAGCCGGUUUUCCAGAGCUUGGGCGAAACCUGCUUGCCCCACUUGCGUUCAGGGAUCCAUCUGUGCAGCACUUUUUCUACAGAGCAGAAAAAUAGGGAGAGGGGGCAGGGCUAGAGGCAGAUACUGCAAGUGGAGUGGAGUAGCAGGGAUACUGGAAAGUACAAGCUGUGUUUUGAGCUGCACCAAAAGCAGCAUGACCAACAGGUUGUGAAAGGGGAAUCUGCCCCUCUACUCUGCUCUCAUGAGACCCCACCUGGAGUGUUGCAUCCAGCCCUGGAGUCCCCAGGACAGGAAAGACAUCAGCUGAAUCCAGAGGAGGACCACAAAGUUGAUCAGAGGAAUAAGUACCUCUUCUACAAGGAAAAAGUUGAGAAAAUUUGGUUUGUUUAGGCUGGAAAAGUGAGGGAUUUGGGUUACCCAGCUGUGGCCAUCCAGUACUUUAUAGGAGCCUACAAGAAAGACAAGAGGGACUUUCUACAAGAGCAUGUUGUGGUGAGACAAGAGGGAAUGACUCAAACUAAAACAGAACAGGUUUAGAUUGGAUGUUAGGAAAAAAUCUUUGCUGUGAGAGUGGUGAGGCACUGGAACAGGCUACCCAGAGAACCUGCAGAUGCUCCAUCCCAGGAGGUGCUCAAGAAUGGCGUGGAUGGAGCUUUGAGUAACCUGGUCUAAUGAAAGGUGUCCCUGUCUGUGACAGGGGGGUUGGAACUAGACGAUCUUUAAGGUUCCCACCCCAAGAAUUCUAUGACUCUAUGACAUUCUUGCAUGUGAGUGUAUAUACAUAUAUUUAUAUGUACACUACAUACACACACAUGGCAUAUAAAUAUAGCACCUUUGUACAUCCUGAGAGAAACAGGAAGCUGUGCAGGUAAGUUUGAGCUGCUGUAGAGCAAAUAAGCUGGGAGCAGUUCUUCCUGACACUGCUGUGCUACUGUGCAAGCAAACCCAAAUGUAACAUACAAGGCUUUGUAGAACAUCCACUGGCAGACUUCCUGGGGAAUGUAUUUAUAUCGCUAAUGCAUAUGCACACAUUUAAAAUAUGUUGAUACAAAAUAUAUCACUAUGCCCAUCUGCAUAUUUACUACUUUCUAAGAGUCUGCCAGGGAAAGGAGUAGGAAAGAUUUUCUUUAUUUUUUUUUUUAAACAAACUAUGCAGAAAUAUUUACACCGAGUGGUAAAUUCUGCUCCCAGAUUUGCCAAGUACGUGGAAGAGUAACUCUCACUUUACUAGACUGGCUGGGUUUAUAGUUGCACAGCCAAGGAUGGAUUUUUCUCUUGCAUUUGAUUUGAAGGGUAACUUGACAAGCUAAGUUUGGUAUGCUAUGAUUAGAAUGUAAGUAGCUGUAAAGAAAAUUAUAGUAGAUUGGUCGGCACUUUAGUUCAUUUCUGUCUUACUGGCUAGAUGCUGUAAAUACUUUUUUUUUCCCAUUUCUCUUAAUACAGAUAUAAAAUCUCAUCUUCUGAUGGCAUAGUAGUUACCAGAACUAGGAAGAGUGAAUUUUUUAUACUUUGCAUUAUGGCAGUUUGUCAUUGCCAUCAGAUGAGAAAAUAGUCUACGCUAAUAUGUCAUAAUGUCCUCAGAGGACAGUAUUACCAACGUGAGAACUUUAUGGCAUACUCAGGGGACUGAAUUAGGACAAAGUUAAUUCUGCAUUCUAGUUCUCCAAAAUGCACUGCAUAUCCCUGACUGUGUAAGAGUGGAGCAAUUCAGCAGUCCAUACUUCCAGAACUCCACUGUGCUUUAGUGAUGGCUCAUUACAGGAUUGCAUAUUUAAGUUGGCCCUACACAAGUGUGACGAAGUUGAGUGUAUGUUUAAGGUUUGGCUGCAACAGACCCCCAGUUUUUACUCUUUUAAGGGAGGUGCACUGAGCCUAUCUUGCAAGCAGAUUAAUAUGAGGUCACAUAUCCAGUGAUGGCUGUAAGAGAAAUCUCAAAACCAGGAAGGGCUAAAAGUUUAUUUGCCUUAAAGAGGCAUAAUUGAAGUGAAAUAGUCUCCCAGAUUGACUGAACUAUUAAUUGUGGAUCUGGGCCACCUCCAGAUUAUGCUUCUCUGUCUGGCACUGGGAGGGCCAGUAGACCCCUGGGAAAAUUUUCAGAUUUGGCUAUAGCAUGUGACCCAGCAUUUUGGGAAAUCCCAGAAUCACAAAGUAGUUAUAACUGAAAGGGACCUCUGGAGACCAUCUAGUCCAAUUCUUUUGCUAAGGCAGGGUCACCUAGAGCAAGUUACACAGGAAUGUAUCCAGGUGGAUUUGGACUGUCUCCAGAGGGAGACUCCACAGCCUCCCUGGGCAGCCUAUUCCAGUGCUCUGCCACCCUCAAUGUAAAGAAGUUUAUGAGACAUAAGUCUGGCUAGCCAAUCUCUAACCCAGCCCUCUACAUCCAAGGGGAAGUCUUCCUUUCUCCAGCCUUCCUCUCUUACCUCCAAAGUCUGGGAUUCCCAACCUCAGCAGUAAAAAUUGAGACAUUCAGUUAUUGGGCCUUCUCUAUGUCUCCUGUCACCAGGACAUGUAUCUGAUUCAUCAGCAGCCCCACAUUUUCCCAAAUUUUCCUUUUGCUGCUGAUGUACUUGUAGAAACCCUUCUUGUUGUCCUUCAUAUCCUUGGGCAGACUUAAUUCCAAAUGGGCUUUGGCCUUCUUUGUCACAUCCCCACAUACUCUGACUGUUCCUUUAGUCCUCCCACAUGGCCAAUUCCUUUCCACAUCCCAGAAUCUGUUUGAAAUUUUCUAGAAGCUCCCUGCUCAUCCAAAGGGGUCUCCUGCCCCCUUUGCUAGAUUUCUUGCUCAUGGCGAUACACUGGUCUUGAGCUUGGAAGAAGUGAUACUUGAAUAUUGACCUGCUGUCUUGGACCUCCUUUCUUCUAGAGCCCUUCCUUUUACAAUAUUGUACUAAAAUUCGGGGAACUUCAAGAACAUACCAGAUGGCAUACAGCCAGAGCAGGAGCAUGGAGGUAGAGGUUCAUGAUCCCUUCCUUGCUCAAAACACUGUACUUACAGUGUUGCUUUACAUAUCAGAGAAAGCUGACUUGUAACCAGAAGACCAGACAAGUCCAGCAUCUUAGACAGAGAAUCUUCACCUGAGUGAAAAAAAUCAGAGUCUAAGUUUACCUGUUCUGGUUGCUUGAGUCUCACCAUCUCUUGAUUGACAAAGACAAGAAAAAAUGCAACACUUCAGAAGGAGAAACAGUAAAGCUUUGUGUUGACAAACUGCAGAGUAUUGCAGGCUGUUUGUCUCUUACUUGGGUUAAGCCCCACCCCUGAAGAAUCUUUUAGUGCUCCCAAACUGGUCUCCUGCACUGGGUGGAAAACUGUACACUUGGUUUUGGAAGCACAGACUUGAAGCAAGUAGAAGUUGUUUUACCCACAGGGCCCCUGCUCAUCUCAGAGUCUUAACUCAGGAGACAGGGAUUACCUCCAGACCAUUUUACAUACUUUAUCAAGACAUCAUGAAGCUCUGCUAGCCAACCAGAGGCUUUCCACCCAAUGGGGAAUAAGAAAGAACAGGGAUUUACAUAAUUUUUUAUACCAGUCUUCAACUCCUUCAAGACCCACUGUCUUGUCUUCCUUGAUAUUUUUGAUCAACUUUUUUUUUUUUAAUAUACUUUUGAUGAAGGCAUCUCAUGGCUAAUGAAUGCACCAAGUUUUUGCACCAAAACUUUCUGAAAGCCAGGUGCUAUUUGGUCCACAUUAAGCAUGACACUGAGCUAGAUUUUAACAGGGCAAUUUUCACAGUGGUGAUGGUUUACCUUUUACUUCCAGGUCCUUACAAAGUGUCAGCUGACACCUUAGUGCAAUUGCCAACAGGGGAUUGCUCCCACUGCAGUCAGGUCCUUCUGUAGCAAAGGGCAUGGUUCCCCUUGGAGCAAGGGAACAUCUGUCUGAUCCAGCCCCCAAAAGUCCAGGCACUCUGAGCCUCCUUGACUCAUCUGACAGAAGUCUGAAGGUGUGAUGUCCAUGUGUUUCAUGGCAGCUUUGUUUUCCCAGGACCAAACAUGGUCAUCAGUCAUUUGGUGAGCAUCAAAGGGCCACAUUUGCAUGGUGGAGGAGAACACUACAUGACACGUUCUGCCCAGCGCUGCUGGAGCAGAGGGGUGGCAGAUGUCUUUUCUCCUCUCUUCAGGUUUUGAAGAAUACAUAGGCAGCACAGUGGUAGAACAAACAUCACAGUACCUGACCCCUUUGGCCCUAUGCCGGGAUCCCAUGCUCUGGAAUCACAGGUAUAAAGCUAGGCUGGCUCUUCCAUGCUCUCCAGGGUGCCCUGGGGAGCGGUCGAUAUCACGGAGUUGCAGAGCUGACAGUCGAUUGCUGUGGAGCACUCACUAAUCCACCUCAUUUGAAAAAGGGUGGCACUGCGCAUGGUGGCAGGUUUAUCUUAUUACAAUUUUCCUUUUGAAUACAACGAAGAUUGACAUUAUGAAAGCAGACUUAGCCUGUCUUCUCUCCCAAGUGAAGAUAAAUAGCAUCAUAAAAAUCAGACACCAUGUAUCAUAUAUGUUAUAAAUAAUAUCUAGUAUUGAGGUAAUAACUUAAUUUUAAGGACACACAUACACACAAAUCCAUAUAUCUACAUCUCUCUCUUCUGUCAUAUUUCAUCAUCUUACUAAUUAAAAGGAGCCUGCUAUACUAUUUUUAGCCCUGCAGUCUCAGCUUAGCUGUUUAAACCACUGUAGUUUCCCAUCUGCUUUAGAAAUUAUUUAAUAAUCAGAUAGACAGAAGCUUAGUUCUCAUAAGCUGAGAUGAUCCUUCAGGGCCAAGUGUAGAAGGAAAAUAUAUUUUAAUGAGUACAUUUAGGGGAACUACUGCUGCUUUUUGUCUCACAAAGAAAGCCACCAAGUCUCUGCCUAACUUGCACUGGUAUCCAUUUGCAUUUAAUAAAGGAGGAAAUAGGAUGGGGGUCCUUCAUUGCAUCUUGAGCAUCUCAUCUGUAAAGGCAGCAAUGGGUAUUUCAGCGAUAACAGGGAUUACACCUAUGGAUACCAGCCUCAGCAGGUAACUUAGAUAAACCUGGGCCAUAAUACCCAAACUUGAAUUCAAACUUUCCUAAAACGGCUAUAUUCCAGGGAAGGAAUUUUCCCUGGAAGAAAACAGGUGUUAAAAUUUCUGACUCAGUGUCCAGGUAGUGACUCAGUGCUGAGACCUCUGGAUUUUAUUCCCAGCUGAUAUUUCUUUAAGAACAAAAGGCACACUCACACGUACCACUUUUGAGAGGAUAAGAGUUCUCAGUCUUUGUGCUUUAAAGGACAAAAGAGUGACCAGAGCAGCAAUCUAUUCUUUAGGCAGAAAUUUUACAAAUUCUGGCUGAACUGACGGAUGUGGGACACUAUUACACGUUAUGUUCUUGGACUUGAAAAAGUCUUUACCUGAAGAAGGCAAAGAAUCUCCUGUGUAAAUUCAACACAGUGUUGAAAGAAAAUAGGGUGAAGGAUGAGAUGAUCUGGGUUUGACUUGUGUGGGAAGUAGACUGUAGAUUAAGGAUGUAAGAAUUAAAGUUUUCAAAUGACCCUUCUUCAAAGAAUACUGGACAUUCUGGAUGGAACAUUUUGUACAUCACAUCAAUGAAGACUGAAGACUGUCUCAGUUCCUAGGCACAGGUUAAUAACUGGAUCAACAGACUGGCCCAGUUUCAUUAACCAUAGCAUAGGCAGAAGGAGAAGCUAGGAAGCAGGAGCUGCUGUCAUCCUUGUUAUCAGCACCAGUCUAGUGUUUUUUCAUUCUCACCCAGAAGCAUUGUAGGCAAAGUCCCAAAUGACAUCCUUAAUGGCUGUGGAGCCAGUUUUCCACCUGGAUAUCUCAUGCAAGGAUAACUUUUCCAGAAACAAGAUGACUGGACAUCUUGUAUUCCAUUUAUUUAUCAUGCUCAGUGCCCAAGAUGCUUUCUGUCUGGAGCCUAAAAUGCCCUCCUCCUGCUUGCAGUGAUGCAAACUGACAUUAUCAUGGUAGCAUUUCCUUUGCUUUAGUUUUCUGGUAUCUUUUGGUAAUUUUGUAUUGAACAAUUCUUGUCUCAGGACGUAAAUGGAUCCCAGUUCAGUGCCCAGAGAAAUACAUGGUUGCAUGUUUAAUUUUAGUUCCAUAUGUAUCUGCUCUCUUGCGUUAUACAGCUAUGAAAGCUUUCGUUUCUAUCCUGAUUGCUUGAUUGUCCCUUCCUUGAUGUUCUCAACUGUCUCCCAGCUCCAUGUUGUCACUUUUUCUCUGCUGCUGCUUCCCCAUCUUCCUGACCCUGAGCUUCAUUCCUUGGCCACAGCUACUCAUGCUGUUUUUUGUCUUCUUGGUUUGUGUACUGUUGGAUCAGAGUCCAAGUCAAGCUCAGUCAUAUUCUUAAUUCAUGAGUGUGGUGCCACACAUGUGAAAUGUGUUGAUGGAAUCUUAUCUUUCUCAGGUGAACUGUGUGAUGCUUUGCACAGCUGUGUCAGUGUGAUGUAUUAUAAAUAGUAACCAUGAAAGCAGUGAAGAAGGUGUAAGGCUGAAGAAAGAAUUGCUGCCUGAUGUCAUCUUUUUAACUGGUUCCUUGAUAAUCUCAUAAAGCUGUCAUAUAUUUACCACCUUUCCCACUUUUUCACUUUCCCAGCUCCACCAGCUUGCAUAAAUAGAUCACGGUAUUUGAGGAUAUGGAAAGUAUUCACAGCCUGCAAUAACGACAAAGGCUUAAGCCAUUAUUGGUAGAGAAUAGUGGUUGAAAAAGUGGAAACUAUAAAAAGAUGAUGCACUGAGAUGCUGGUGAAUUGUCUAUCAAAACAGACAGCAAGAAGGGAAGGGAUACAGGAGUGGAUUCCAGAAUUUUUCAGAUUUGGCAUCAAAAAAGACAUCUGGAAAAAGGGUUAUUUUUAUCUUUGGAAGGUAUUUUACUCUAAAAGAAAAUGUGCUCACUUGACUACUCCAAUCUUUACACUGGCUUGUACUGAGAAAAGGAACUUGCAUUUCUUGGGUGACGGGAAGCACCAAACGUACCCCAAGAGGAAAGGGGCUGCAGGCUGUGUUUGCAGCCUGCUGAGUGAUUGUUCCCUUGGUGUGACAACCAGCCAGCAUCCACAGCUGGGGCUGCAGAGGGAUUGGAUGCAUGGCCUGCACAGCACAUGCACUGACUCACCACUGCAGGCAGGAGUGUACUACGUCUGCUCUUGGUAUCACCGUGGUACCUUACCCGGUUUGGUAAGGGGUAAGUUGCAUGUGUCACCUGUAUGCUACAGUCUGCUCUAUAUACAGGGACUCCUUUAAGGGGUAAGUAUUCAUUGUUCCUAGUCGAUGAGUUGUCCUUCACUUCCUAAAAGCACUGCUGUGUAGUGCUGCUGGCACAGGAUGGCAGCUUCCUUUUGCCCCUGCAAGGGCAAAGUGGGUGAGUGGUCUUUGUGCAUAGCAUUUGUGAAAGUGCUUGUGGACCCUUCUGGAUGAAAGGCACUAUACAGAAUUCAAACAAACGUACUAUUAGUUUGCUGUGUUUCAUUUGAGCCACGCACAAACCCUGGAAGAUAAAAGCUGGUACCUUCUCACUACAUACAGGGCUAGCUGCAGAUGACACUAAACCAUGACCUUAGCAAGGUGUUUGGGAGGGAGGGUGUGCUUAACCCCUGCUGUGAUUUCAGCCAAGUUUAUUUUGAUACUAUGGAGAGAUUUGAUAUUUCAGUGGUGCAUCCAUUUUGCUCUGUACAAGACAUUUACAUAUCUGGUUCCCAGUCGUGCUAAAGGCUGUCAGACAAGCUGAGUCCUUUGCACAGAAUCACACCCUGCCCAAGAGCCAGACCAGCAACAUUCAGUUAGGGCAUUUCUGAGGUGGCUUGAAAAAAAGAGUCUGCUAUACCACUGUGUACUGGCUGCAGUGAUCCAUCUGCUCCUCUGUCUUCCUGGGUUUUUGUCCAAGGGAGGAACACAUCCUGAAUUUGUAGUCCGUAGACAGCUUCAACUAAUGGCAAAACUGGUUCACUCUUGGCUACAAGCAGCCCAGACUGCACCACAAAAGAAAAGAUCUUACUUGUGGUGCUGGUGGGAUGGUAGAGGAGGGUUGCAGCUAUUAUGAAGCUGUGCUAGGAGUGGGUGAAAACACAGAUCCUGGUUUGUGCCAUAUACAGUGGUUUACUAGUAUUUCUCCAAGCAAAGUGCAAUCCCUCAUUUAGGAAGGGUAAGAAACUUAAAAUGGGAGUAGAUUAUACUGGUUUUAAUUGGACUGAAGAACUGUUCAGAAUUUAACAUAAGAGAUGAGCUGGAAGAGUAAAAAAGCAAUUUCAAAAGUGGGAAUAUAACCUAUGGUGGUUGAGCUUCACUGUGAUGGACUGGAAUGGCAAGAAGCUCAGGUAACUCAGGUCAGUCAAGCCUUAGAAGAGAAGUGGGGACCACUCUGCAGGAAUUUGGGGGUAACUCAUGAGACUGUGCUGGCAAGAAAGGUGAGCAUUCUGCAUGCUGGAAGCAUCUGGCCCCACCUUACCCUCUACAGCCACUUUGCAGCUCCUGUUUUCAGUUUGUGUCAGUGUGUAAUUAGUAGUAUUGUCCACCACAUUUUGUGUGUUAAUUUAUGUUACUUAUGUUCAAAGUUUAUGUGUCUAUUUUGUGUUGAACUAAGUUAUUUUCCAGUAUUGCUUAUGUUUUUAAUUCAGUUUCUUAUUUAACUUCAUUAAUUUAUGUUUAUCUUAUGUUGACAAUGUAUAUCUUAAUGAAAAAAUCUAAUAAAAAUAAUAUUUUUAAAUGGCUCAAAAAUAAAGCUUCCUUAAGAUCUGCAUUGUAAUAUAACAUUGAAAACCAAACAGUGCUGGCAGUGCUAGGGCCAUAGCAAUCUCUUCAGAAGUAAAAUUUGGUUGCAGGACAUUGUCUGCCCACUGCCAAAUUUCUUGUAGUAUGUUAGCUAAAACAUACGGAAAGUGAGCAGUGCCUGUGAUGAUGUAAAAAACCUCAGAUUCAAGCUGAUGGAAGGAGAAUUAUCUCACCUUCUCUGGAGAUGCAGUCCCAGUUCUCUGCAAAGGGGGAUGGGGCAACAGUGCUCUCCAGGAGAUGACUUCCAGCAAGGUGAUCCUUCUGGCUGGAGCAGACUGGGGAAGGAGAGCCCUGAGCACAAAUGGGAGGUAAAAAGCAAGAAGUGGGGCCAGCUGUAGCAAAUAAAGCCCCAGGCUGGUGGGUGGAAAUUGUGGGGGUGAGGAGGCAGCAUGAAAGCACUUUGGUCUGUAUAGACAUGGCAAAUGGGAGCCUGUGCUGCCAUAUCUCCUCUCUCCCACUGCUGCAACCACAAAGCUGCUUAUGGGAUAAAUCCUGCCUGGAUGUUCAGGUAAGUUGUUGACAAUAUGCAUGAGAGCUCUGGCUUGUGCACGCUGGGAAUGCCUGCAUGCUGAAUUGCACUGUGCUGGGCAGAGCACAUCAGCAUUGUGUGAAGCCAUGGGUACUGGACAGAACUAAACUUUCUAUUUAAAAGUAUUUUUUAAAGUUCCCACUCUUUGCUUCUCUCCCAACUGUGCAAAGUGCUGAUUUUGGCAGAUAAAAGCAAGGAGCAAGAUGGAAACUCUGCUGGCUCGUACAGGAGGUUUGACAGGAGCACUCUCCCUUUUUUGCAUCAAAUCUCAGACAUCCUUUUUUCCUUCUUACUUUGCAUCUUGCCUAUAUUCCUGGAUUUUGCUUCAUUAAAAUAAUUGCUGAUUGCAUUUUACACUUCAGCUCAGUAGCUGCUCAGCAAAGUCUCAGCUACUAAAGAUGUUAACCACCUCCUGUGACCUACAGGUUGGUCUUUAUUUCACUAGGCCUCAGUGAGCCCUGAUGGUCCACAAGCACUGAGGUCCAAUCCUCUGCUGGGCACGUAGCCAAGCAGUUAGGAUGGCCACAUACUUGGAAGUCAUAUUCUAGGGGACAGUUUCAUUAGGUUCAUUAAGAAAUCCCUGAUUUUUUCCUUAGGUGACUCCAAAUUCAGAUUUUACACUGCCUUUAAGAAAUGGCUGCUGUCAUGCGGGUGUUCAAGGGCAAAAAAAAGAUUCAUUCAGCAGCAUAGAGAGAAUUGGACAUUGCCUUUACCAGAUGCAGUGAAGCUCCAUGUCAUCUCAUCCUUGCCUGUAAGCUGUGGAACAGCUCUAUUGUUUGCAGGACAUGACAGAACGAGAAGUCUUCCUGCAUCCAAGACGACACACAACAUAUGCCCUACUGCUUGUGCGAUGCUGUUUGAGCGACAACAGUCUGGGCUUUUAAUUGUAACCCUAAUUAGUAGUGACAAAUAUUUGGGGACUGGAGGACUGAGGAUUUCUUUAUAGACUUUACACCCCAUGUAAAAAGUUUACUCUUUAUAUCCGCUCCAAUCUUGCCUUAAGUUAUUCAGCAUAUACAUGUGGCACAGUAAGAGAAGCACUGAAGUGUGCUGAGCUUGAGAUGGUACACUUUUCAAAUCCCCUGCCAGCCUAGCUUAGAUGAAACUUCUCCUGGAAAUACAGCAGUUGUUGUUGACAUUCUCUUCCAGUGGAGAAAGGAGAGAUAGAGACAGCCACUGGUUUCAUGCUAAACAAGGAUGCAUGGAGGGAAAACAUAAUUUAUUUUGGUUGAACCUUUUUAAAGAAACCAGGUGUUGUUUGUGCCAAGCUUUCACAUCAUCAUAAUCUGAAACAUCCUUGCUCUGUCAGAUACAUCCCCAAGGGAAUUCCAUCUAUUCCAUGUGGUGGAUAAGAUCCAAUGUGCCCUCCUGGACCUGAACUUUUUUGGCAUGUGUUGUACCCAAUUUAGAACUAUUUUAGCUACCUCCACUUCUCAGAGCAGCCUUUUACCUAACUGACUCAGGCACUCACACCAUGCAGCUUCAGGGAAGGGUUGUGGGAUCACAAAGAAUACAGGGGUGCAAAUCACCUCUGGUGUCUCAAGGUGGACACAGGCCACCCUGUCCUGGUUACCCAGACUCUUUUCUGGACACUAAGCAAUAACAUUAAAGCAUGCUGUUGCCAUCCUGGACUCUGGCCACAGACACCCUUUUGGCAAGGAGGGGCAGGUAGGUUUGGAUGGACUGGCUGGUGAUCCUGGGGAGAGUGCUGGCUGCCUGUGCAGUGAGCCGCUGCCCCAUUCCAAAGGAGCCACCCUGUGUGCUGCACUUGGGCUUUUCUCGGUCACCUGAUACAAACCUUUUGUGUCUCCUGAUAGGAUUUGUGCCUUAGAAGCCCUGCAGGGCUAAACCUGAAACAGAGAUACCAUGGGCCAGCCCCUCAACUGGUGUAAAUCAGCAGGACUUCUGUGAAAAAACCCGAGUCAUGUUGAUUUAUAUCAGCAGGUGGAUUGCACAUCCCAUCCAGCUUUUCCACCUGUUAUACAAUGUUUUACUCUCUUCUUCAUUUUAGUAAUAGGAAAGAGAUACCAGUUUUCCUGAUGAAAUGCAGUUUUUCCCUGAUCCUCUUUUAUUUUAAUGAGGAUGUCUAAGGUGAGAGAAUCUUAAACUGAACACCUGCAUCCCAACCAACUCCAGCCUGCAGAUAUCCAUAUCACUCAGACCCAUGCUGUGAGGCUGACAUUUGGCCCUGCGAUGGGUUGGAACAAAAUCCCCUACAUCAGUAUGCCUUUGUUUGGGAGCUGAACAUUACAGCACUUUUGCUUGUAGUCAAAAAUGUCACAGUAUUAAUCCCUCUAUGCAAUUUCAGGGAUUCUUUUGCCAUCUGUUCUAGCACAGAGGUGAACACAACAGCAGAGCAGACAACAUUGUUGCCUGCUUCUUGCUGUCUUAAAACAGAGCUUCUUGCACCCAUCUGUUUGCAUGUCCCCAUUUGUGAGGCCAUUCCCUGGCACAGUUAUCCUCCCAGACAGACGGGCUUUGCACUGGGGACUCAUCCCAGCCUGCAGGCGGGAAGUUUGCUGCAGUUCCCAGGGUAACGCCUUUCCCAUGAGACGGGGGAGCUGCAGAUGGAGGCCACUGCUUUUUCCCUCAAGGAGAAGCAGUUUCCACUGGGAAACCCAUGAGCGAAGUUCUGCUCUGCGCAAACCACGGCCAUUGGCUCUCUUUCCAACCCACCAUCUUUUCCAGGGCAGCUGUCCCCUCUCCUCAAACUGGCCCCCUACCUGCAUUUCUCCUUGCUGCUUUGAAUACAGGAAUGUUGAAAUAGGGGCGGGAUGUGGAACAGUAUUUGCUCUCAGCACUGCUGGAACCUGACGCAGGGAGCUGGCGUAGCCCCAAGCCACCUGCCUGUGAGAAGAUAAUGAGGAGCUGCCUGUUGCAGAUUAGUGAGUCUGACUGAAUAGGCAUUAUAUAAACCAAGGCUUAUUUGUUAAUUUUUUUCCUAAGGAAGUACUCAAAUAUUGGUGGAAACUAACUUUUUUUUUCCCCCCUAAAUUCAGCCAUGUUAUUCUUCAGGAAUUAACAUCCAUGUCGUUAUCAUCUUCUUCCUAUAAAGAGGAUUCAGGGACUGAUAAUUCCUUAGCACUCUCUCUCUGGUAUUUCUCAACAGCAGCAAAAUGACAGCCCUGGUCUUAGCCCCCUAAGCCAUCUUGCCCUGCAGAAGACUUGGCCACCCCCUGGGGUAGCGCUGGACCAAGUUUUACAACAGUGCAUUUAAAAUAAUAAUAGGCAAAAAUUUGAUUUCUACUUAUAAAAAAACAAACAAAAAAUCCCACCCCAAACAUGUGUAACUUGAAUGCCUUGUCUGCAGAGCUCUGGGAUAGAGCUGGCCAUUCCCACGCUGAGCCUCAUGUGUGAAGCACACAGCAAUGACUGUGGGUCUCCUCCCAGGCAGGACAAUCGGCAUGAUGAAGUGUUUCCCGCAACCAACUGCUGGUACACAGAACACAGACAGAUUAGGCCGUGUGUGCCCAUGCAGCUGAACAAAUUAUUUGGUGAAAGUCACACAUCUCAGUAAUGAAAUGCCACUUCUGUGGGGAACAGCUACAUCCUCCUGGAACAACCCUACAUGGAAAAAGAUUAGAAAUCAAAGGGAGAUGGGAAGUGUUUCUCUUUUACUAGAGUAUUAACUUGUUUAAAAAUAUUUAUUUCAAAUAGCCUGCUAAUUUUUAUAUUCCAAAAUUUUCCACAUUUUGCGCUUACUCAUUUUCACCAAAUAAUUUGUUUCUCUUGCUCUUUUUGUGGCUCUUUGUUUGAAACAACAAUCAGUAAGACUUCCCAUUGCAAAGGAAAUCUUGGCUAAAUAUAGUAAUGAAGAGGAGGUUGUUUAAGAGCUUCUAGGUAUUCUACAGCUCUCUGGUAUUCCCUGAAUGUUUAUUUCAAGCAAGACUUUUUUUUUUGCUUUAAGAAAAA
Molecule: messenger RNA, 15628 nt
Organism: Catharus ustulatus (Swainson's thrush)
Lineage: Eukaryota; Metazoa; Chordata; Aves; Passeriformes; Turdidae
Gene: RGS6
Product: regulator of G protein signaling 6
Exons: 18
Coding region: 400-1887 (495 amino acids)
Biological process (GO): intracellular signal transduction; G protein-coupled receptor signaling pathway; regulation of G protein-coupled receptor signaling pathway
Molecular function (GO): GTPase activator activity
Source: RefSeq, a predicted model, not a curated record